AAUGACGUUCUACGUCACAAACAUAAUCAAAACAUCUGUUUGCCGAGCUAGCACUUGUUACAGUAGCUAGCAGCCUAACUAAAAUAUAUUAAAACUGCUCGUCUUUUGUAGUCUUAGCAACACCGACUUUACAGAAUACAUCAGCUCUUCACACUCAGGAACUUUAUCAAACAUCAACUCCGGUUUCCAUCUUGUCUGUUGGAUCUGCAUGUCAGAAUAGGGAAGCAGAGUGAAGAGGCAGCUGCCAGCAGUGCAGCCAGCCCGAUGGACUCCGAUAGUCCAGAAAAAAGCGCUUUGUUGUCGGCUCAGGAGCUGAAGGAGCAGGGAAACCGCCUCUUUCUGAACCGCAAGUACCUGGAGGCUGCUGCCUGCUACAGCAAAGCCAUAACCCACAGCCCCUCUGUCCCAGCAUACUACACUAACAGAGCGCUGUGUUACGUGAAACUGCAUCAGUAUGACAAGGCUCUGGCAGACUGCAGACGCGCUCUGGAGCUGGACAGCCAAUCAGUCAAAGCUCAUUUCUUCAUGGGCCAGUGUCAUCUGGAGAUGGAGAACUAUGAUGAAGCCAUUGGCAACCUGCAAAAAGCCUAUAACCUUGCAAAGGAGCAACGGCUGAACUUUGGUGAUGACAUUCCAAGCGCUCUGAGGAUAGCAAAGAAGAAACGGUGGAACAGCAUGGAAGAGAGGAGGAUCAGUCAGGAGAGCGAGCUGCACGCCUACCUCACCAGACUGAUCCUUGCUGAGAAAAAGAGAGAACUGGAGGGCUGCAGACAGAAACAAGAGGACAAGUCUGAUGACAGCAGAAUUCAACACAAUCUCAACGCGAUCCACACAAAGCAUGACAAGUACCUCUCAGACUUGGAGGAGCUGUUUUGUCAAGUCGAUGAAAACAGGAAGAAGCGCGAGAUCCCAGACUUCCUGUGUGGAAAGAUCAGCUUUGAGUUGAUGAGAGAGCCAUGUAUCACUCCCAGUGGUGUCACUUAUGACCGGAAAGACAUUGAAGAGCACCUGCAGCGAGUCGGCCAUUUUGACCCAGUGACACGCACACCGCUGACCCAAGAUCAGCUCAUCCCCAACCUGGCAAUGAAGGAAGUCAUUGAUGCUUUUAUUUUGGAGAAUGGAUGGGUGGAGGACUACUGACGAGUAAAAAGAGGGAGGGGAAGUCAUUUUAACAGUUUAUGAAUCAAGGCAGAUCAGUCAGUUAUAGCCACUAGUCACCAUGGAGGGCUGCCGCUCUGCCACUGGUUUCAUUUAAGUAGUUUAUGACAAGUUUGAUGUCCACAACAAAUCAAGUGGUUUCUCACAAUAAGCCUCACUGAACUUCAUUUUAAUGAUCAUCUUGCUCCAGUGACCACGAGUGAAUUUAAAAUAUGCAGUACUUUUCAAAACUGAAGUUACAAAGUGCUUCAAAGUAACGAGAGAAAGGUGAAUUUAUAUAACAAGGAGAAAUGACUGAAGAACCCACAGUGUAUAAGUCACUUCAGUUUAGUGUAAGUGAACAUUUGCACAAAGAUCCCGUCUUCGACUGCCACUUGAUUGUAACAAAGAUCCAAAAAAUCAGCCGUGAAAUAACCAAAACAGCUGCAACUUUGGCUGAUAAUUUUGGUCUUUGUAUCCAAUUUCAAGCGGAAGCUCACAAAAUAUGUUUUUAAGGCUUUAAAAUAUGUGGACAGUAGAUUCAGUUUAGCUGCUGUGAUGAUGCUUUCAUGUUGAAUAUGGCACAAAUCAUGAAAUAUUCAGAAGUCAGUCAAAUGCCGGGUGACAGAGCAACAGUCCUUUUUUUUUGUUUCUGUUUUGUUUGGUCCAUUUUUUCCAUUUUGCUUGUUUUUACUGGGACCAUUGAGAGCUCAACACCUCAGGCAUGAGCUGCACCAUUUAAUCACAGUCUGAGGACUGUGUACAGCUCCUACACUGAGGAUUUAAUUCAGUAGAAGUGAAUGGGACAGAGAAGUGAUAUCACAGUGCCUUUAUUCAUGCCAUCACAUGCUUGUAUUAGUGCUCAUAUUUAGGACAUUAAAUGUGUUCACUUUUCCACUGUUUAUGAGUAACUAUUGAAUGAGCAGCUGCACAGGGUGGUCACUGAUGGUUUAAUGGCUGAUUUGCCUCAAUUAAAAAUAACCCAGUAUUGAUUAUCAGGUAUUGUGAUCAUCCUUGCUGUGGCUCUGAAUAUCAAGACACUGCCAACUGCAGUCAGUUUACUCAUCAACCGACACUCAAUAACCACAAAGUGAAAACAUGUUUUUAGACAUUCUUGUAAAUUUAUUAAAAAAUCACAGACUGAAAUCAGUUUAUUCAGACCCUACUGUGGCAGAUUGUGGUCAAGUUCAUCCUUUCUGCUUUUAUUUUCCCUGUGGUGGGUGUGAUUACUUCCUGAAGCCACUGUAUAUGAAAACUGUACCACUGGUACACUUUAAGUAUGAACUGAGUAAACAGCUGUAUUUGCCGUUUAAAGACCAGCUGGAAGGUGGAAGGACCGGUUUUAGUUUUACGUGCUGCUCAGUACCACGAAAGAUUGUCUUUAUAUUGUUCUUUUAUUCAUGAACAGAUUUUAUGGGGAUCCAUGAUUUUUUUGUUUUUUUGUGUGUUGACUCUUUUUCCUGGUUUUCUGCACUUUCUGGAGUGCAUAUACACGGUAUCUAUCAUUAUCAGUGUUAUUAGUUUUAUUACAGGUGUGUGCGUGUUUAUUUUAUCCACAAUUGGCUGUUUAAAUGUGUCAAUCAAGUUAAAGUGUAAUUUCUUGCAUUUGUAGACUUUAUUGAAGACUGAAGGGUCUUUCGUUUGACCUUUAUGGGAAACUAACUUUCAGUUGAGACAUCAGUGUGACAAUCAGAUUUCACAUGCCACAGAAAAACUAAAAGCAUCUGGCUGCUAUGGAAUAAAGGAUAAAACAUGUUCAGAAAUGAUAUGACAAAAGAAAUUUGCCAUGUCUUGAGUGUCAGUCAUUUGUGCUCGUCCUUCAGUGAUUUGAGACACUGGGAAGCUGUAAUGUUUAGUCCUCAAUCAGCAAUGACAGUAAUACAUCUCCUUUUGUUUUUAGACAUCUGUCUUCACCAAGCACCACAGUAACAGAUGAGUAUUAAUUCUAAGAUUUGUGUUUUUGCUAUGAAACCUUCAGUGUACAUCUAAAAAAGUACAGAAAUCAGUUUUCUGCAUAAAAAGUAAAACUCUAUACUGCUGAAACUACACUUGUUAGAUCCUCUGGUCACAAAACACAUUAAAUAACUUUGAAAAGGAAUCUUGGUUUUAAUUAAAAAAU
Molecule: messenger RNA, 3256 nt
Organism: Monopterus albus (swamp eel)
Lineage: Eukaryota; Metazoa; Chordata; Actinopteri; Synbranchiformes; Synbranchidae
Product: E3 ubiquitin-protein ligase CHIP-like
Exons: 8
Coding region: 265-1140 (291 amino acids)
Biological process (GO): proteasome-mediated ubiquitin-dependent protein catabolic process; protein quality control for misfolded or incompletely synthesized proteins; protein polyubiquitination
Cellular component (GO): cytoplasm; Z disc
Molecular function (GO): protein-folding chaperone binding; ubiquitin protein ligase activity
Source: RefSeq, a predicted model, not a curated record